Grus americana (Whooping crane) is the source of this 5065-nucleotide messenger RNA. RefSeq names its product neuropeptide Y receptor type 4-2-like. The transcript has 2 exons. Gene Ontology annotation, cellular component: plasma membrane; neuron projection. The coding region runs from base 233 to 1366 and encodes 377 amino acids. Gene Ontology annotation, biological process: G protein-coupled receptor signaling pathway. Lineage: Eukaryota; Metazoa; Chordata; Aves; Gruiformes; Gruidae. The record is from RefSeq and is a predicted model, not a curated record. Gene Ontology annotation, molecular function: neuropeptide binding; pancreatic polypeptide receptor activity.
CUUCUCUUCUGGAUUGCUAGGACACAGAAGACCUUACUUUGCUGCUACAACAUUCCUUCAUUCUUCCAAGAUAGAAAUGUGCAGCAACAGCAGUAAUUUUCCCAAUCAGUAACAGAUAUACCCAGAUCUUCCACAGCCAAACAGAACAGAUAAAACCCUUUUUAGGCUGGCUCCAGAAGACCCAGAUUCUGUUUGACUAUCACUUUUUUGGAUAAAUAUUUUUGGGUUCAGGAUGAAUAAGACAAGGGCUGUUAAUGAUGGUUUUCCUUUCCUGAACAAUAAAAACUGGAGCUCAAACCGAAGCUUCCCUGUGCACAUUUCUAACCAGUGCAGGAACAUCACCGACCUUACAGUCUUUCUGGCCACCUCUUACAGCUUGGAGACUGUCCUAGGCAUCGUGGGAAACAUCUGUCUGAUUGCUGUCAUUGCCAGGCAGAAGGAAAAGGCCAAUGUCACCAACAUCCUAAUUUCCAACUUAAUCAUUUCAGACUUGUUUAUGUGUCUUGUCUGUCUGCCUUUCACCGUUGUUUACACCAUGAUGGACUACUGGAUAUUUGGGGAAGUCAUGUGCAAAAUGACCUCUUUCACUCAGUGCACAUCUGUGACGGUGUCAAUUCUUUCCCUUGUCCUUAUUGCUCUGGAAAGACACCAGCUCAUCAUAAACCCGACUGGCUGGAGGCCAAGUAUCUCCCAAGCCUAUAUAGGAAUUGGAGUAAUUUGGACUUUAGCAUGUCUCAUGUCCCUGCCAUUUUUGACCACAUCCAUCUUGUCUAACGAUUUGUAUGAGCAGCUCUCACACAUCAUGAAUUUUUCUACUGACAAGGCCAUAUGCAUUGACUCAUGGCCUUCUGAGCAACACAGACUUAUCUACACUACCACUUUACUGCUCUUGCAAUAUUGCAUCCCACUGUUCUUCAUUAUACUUUGCUACCUGCGUAUCUACUUACGUCUACAGAAGAGAAAGGACAUGUUUGAGAAAAGUGAAUAUAGCAACCGAGCAGUUCAGCUGAGAAGGAUAAAUAUUUUAUUAGCAUCCAUGGUUGCUGCUUUUGCUGUUUGCUGGCUACCACUGCAUGUUUUCAACACCAUCGUUGACUGGAAUUACAAAAUCAUUUCACCUUGCCACCACAAUCUGAUCUUCUCAUUGUGCCACCUGGUAGCUAUGGCUUCCACCUGUGUCAACCCUGUUAUCUAUGGUUUCCUAAAUAGCAAUUUCAAAAAAGAAGUGAAGUCACUGAUUCUGAGCUGCCAGCAUAAUUCAGUAACUGCAUCAAUGGAAGAAUACGAUCAUUUGCCUUUAUCUACCAUGCAGACUGAAAUUUCCAAGGGCUCACUAAUGCUGAACUGCAGACAUAAUUCUAUCUAGCUAGUAGAAAACAUUCUAGAGGGGUGCACUGACACCACACACCAAUUAUUACCUUUAGGUAUAAAAAGCAACUGGUGAUGCCAUAGCUGGGCUGUGAACAGGAACCCAUUACUGCCUGAUUUUAGGAAGAACAGGCAUUUAAAGGAAGGUUGUAAAUGUAUACAGGAGCUCCUGUGGUACACAAGUUAUUCAUGUCUUUGAGAUGGUACAGACAUUGAGGAGACUGAGCUGAUGUAUACGUGGCUGCUCUAACAGAUCAGUAACUAAGCUGUGGCUGCACAGAGACUGACAUGGGGUUCAUCAGCUAAGCUCACAUCUCGACAGUAGAAACCCAGACUUCCAGUUUCAGCACUGCAGGCUGACAAAAGUUGCAUUAGAGAAGACACUCUGUUUUUCAGUAUUAGUAAGAUUUUUAUGCACAGCUGACACCACUGGAACAGAGCUGUGUAAAUAUAUAAUUUUUUGUGCUUUACCAAUUCUCACAGCCUAUUAGAUAACAGUAAUCUUUCAGCAGAUCUACUUCACAUCAAACAACUAGAUGUUUGUAUGAAAACUCUCUGUCAUAUAGGCUUGGGAAUAGCCAUUGCCUCUGGAAGCAGGAACACAGAACAGUGACCGUGGUAUGCAAAGAUGGCAGUUACUGAGGGAUGGUGGCAAAUCAAAAUGUUACUCAGUGGAUUAAACUCUUACAACACAUUGAGAUAAUGCUGAGCACUAUUUUUAAGCAAAUGAAAACCAGUUGUAGAUCUACAUGGAAACAAGUCUGGUUGCCUUUGCAAUUCCUGCUGCAGUCACUCACAAAGCUCUGCGAUGCUAAAACUGCAUGCUGUGAUGGUACAAGGCGCCUGGAUUACUGGAGUUGUUCCAGGUCUUGGGAGCAAGAUGCCACUUCUGCUUCAACAGCUCCUUGGUACUUUAAUGGCAAACUAUGUCAAUCAGAAAAGCAUGACAACAUGUUUCUAUAAACUGUGUCUUUUCAGAGUGGGUACGCUCCCAAAGAAAUAAGCAUAUGCAUGGAGGCUUUCAGUUUCCUGUUAAAAUAAAGCUAGAUGUUAGAUACCAGUUCCACUGACUGGCAUCAGCAACAGAGAUGGAGCUGAAAUUCCAACUAAUCAGUAGAAGGUCAAGGAAAAGACACAAGCAGAACCCAGGUCAGGUUGAAGCCAAGAUAAAUGUAAAUAGGUAGUAUUGUUAAUUGCUCUACUGAAGUGAGGGUCAUUUUUUCACAUCUGUAGUAUGUUUAGUUUUUGUCCAUGAAACCUACAAAACAUAAGCUCAUUUUAACCUCUGGAGCCAAAGACAUUGCUCAGUGACUACUGAGAAACCAAGAAGCAGCUAUGACCAAGAAGCUCAUACUGAGGAACAGAUUAAAAAAAAGGCAGCAAGUGUAAGAAGGAGACCAAUCAGGUCAAUGCUAAAGAAAUAGGGAAGUUAAUUCUGUCCCAAGUUGUUAAACUAACCUUAGCAGAAGACUGAACUAGGUGACCACCUGAGGUAAUUUCCAACCUGAAUUACGCUAUAAUAAGCAGUCAUUACUCAUUGUAGUCAAUGGGUCUGCAUUCAGUUGAAGCUAUCCAAUGUAUAGAUGUGCAGACAGAUAGAAAUCCUUUAGCUGGAAGCUCUCUGGUUAGACAAAUUGGUAAAUAGUUUGGUGAGGAAAAAAUUCUUCCCAUGCUGUGGUCUGACAGGCAAUAUGAAUGUUGGACAGAGUGUCUGAAGACAAAAACAAAACCUUAUGCUAUACUUGUUGAUAGCUCUUGCUACCUUGUAAGUUCAUAUCCUCAGCUGGCAGAAAUGGGAGUUAAUCCCUUGCCAUGAGCUGGGUGCACAGAAAUCACGGCAAAACUUCACGUUUGAACUUGAAUUCUCACGUGCAGAGUCUUAAGGCAGAAGCUGUUUCAAUGCAGCCACCCUUCUAAUUCUGGGAAGAACCUGUAUAUCUCAGUAAGAGGUCACAUGCAAUUACCCUUUGUAAUUUCCUCAAUUACCUGGCAAGACAUUUUUGCUUCUUUCAAAUGGACUUCUGCUUUUUUUUCCUUUGUUACUUACCACAGUAGGAUGAGAAGUUGCUUCUCUUGAUUUGUUUGUAUGCAAUAGCAUUUGUAGACUGGACAUUGAGUCUAUUAGAAACACAGAACAACAGGACUCUUCUCUUAUACACAGCUUGAAAUUUGCUACUGUAUCUGAAACCAGAGCUGAUACAACCAUGUGAUGCUGAGUGGUACAAAAUAUGUAACUCCUCCUCCUCAGCUUGACUUAUGCCAAAACUGUGUUGUAUUAUUUGGGGGCUUAAAUACUGCUUAAGCUUUGUAGUUUUUUUGUAUUUGGGAUCAAUUUCAUCCAAUAAGCCUUGAGUCAUUCUGCCUGCUUCUUGUGCUCAUUAUAAUUCCAAUCUUUAAGAUGUGUCAAGCUAUCGUAAGACUACUCUGGUAAGCACAAACAUAAAAGACUAUCUGAUUUAUGAUCUUAAGCAUACUACUUAUCAAACGCCAAUGUUUUAAAAUGGAAACACAAUUACCUUUAGAAUUUGUACUUCCAUGAACAUGCCUUUGUUGCUAGUUCUAUGUGAAAACUUCUUGAUAGAGCACUUACAGUAUGUCAGAGACCUGCCAGCAGAACAAUGCUUUUGCAUUGUGCGUGAGAUCCCAGUUCUUCCUCCAAAGGGUAGAAAUAUCAGCAGGGUCUGACUCUUUGUUUAACUGUAAUUCAUGUGACCAUUUGUAUCCAUGAUCACAAGUAAAUAUGUAAAGGAAGCAGAUCCAACUUUAUAGUAACCCAGACAGACAUGAACGGAUGUAUCUUCCUCUAGUGAUUAAGGGAAGUGUCAAGUUUGGAGUCAAGUACUGUUUAUUGCUAACAAACUUUGGACUGGAUAAACUAAAAGAUUUAAACACUAAAGACACCAAACUGCACCCAUCCAUCCAACUGCAAAAAAUGCAGAUCCUCAAAACUCCCAACCAGCUGCUGCCUAUUGAUCUACUUAAAUACCAUCCUGAGGCACAUGUUUUUCAAGCUCUAAAGUUUCCUAGGUAACAAAAUAAACUUUAGAGUAAACCCAGAAAAAAUGUAAAUCUAAGUUCCAAAGGACUAAGUAUCUAUGCCAUGUGUAAGCCCUAUCUUUGUUUACACACUAGGCAUCCUCCUGGCACAAAUAGCCAUAACAGGAAAGGUACGUUUAUCACCACUUCUUUAUUCUGUGUGGACAUCAAGGCUUAUGCAGCUGUGCACAAAUGCAGUAGAGGAUAUUAUGCUGCUAGUUUAAGAACUGCUCUAGCAACUGUUCUCUGUUCCCUUUGAAGGCACCAGGCUGGAUGCAAUUACGCCUGCAUGGUUGAAAGCCAUUUUAUUUGUCACUUUGAGGCUUUAAUGCAACCAAGGGGGGGCUGUGUCUCUUUGGUCCCAGCAGAGGGUAACAGAACAGAAAUAGCUUACAUACAUCUUAUCCAUUUGUAAAUAACAAAUAAGGUUCAUAUCUAAGACAGAUCAAGCAUUUUUGUGUUCAUUGUAUGCAGUGAUGCUUUUGAGUAUGCUCUUUACAAAUACACAGGAGUUGUGCAAAUCAUGAAUUCGUACAAUUCUAAGAACUUACUCUGCUUUUUUUUUAAAAAAGCUUUUUAUAACCCUGCUUCUUGUGACAUGCUGUAAGAAGAUAGCAAUGUUUUCAGAGCAAGAAAACAAGUUAUUGCUGUAAGUGGCACA